Microtus oregoni (creeping vole) is the source of this 3026-nucleotide messenger RNA. RefSeq names its product cyclin dependent kinase 1 (gene Cdk1). The transcript has 8 exons. Gene Ontology annotation, cellular component: nucleus. Gene Ontology annotation, biological process: G2/M transition of mitotic cell cycle; mitotic G2 DNA damage checkpoint signaling; protein phosphorylation. The record is from RefSeq and is a predicted model, not a curated record. NCBI's taxonomy places the organism in Eukaryota, Metazoa, Chordata, Mammalia, Rodentia, Cricetidae. Bases 123 to 1016 code for a protein of 297 amino acids. Gene Ontology annotation, molecular function: cyclin-dependent protein serine/threonine kinase activity; ATP binding; RNA polymerase II CTD heptapeptide repeat kinase activity.
GAGUUUGAAACUGCUGGCACUCGGCCUCUGAGCUCCGGGAGUCGCUGCGUCCGCGCAGUCCGGAACUGCGGGGUGGCCGCCGCGGGAACAAGAGAGGGUCUGUUGUAACCUGUUGAGUAACUAUGGAAGACUAUAUCAAGAUAGAGAAGAUUGGAGAAGGUACUUAUGGUGUGGUGUAUAAAGGUAGACACAGGACUACUGGCCAGAUAGUGGCCAUGAAGAAAAUCAGACUUGAAAGUGAGGAAGAAGGAGUGCCUAGUACUGCCAUCCGGGAAAUUUCUCUAUUAAAAGAACUCCGCCAUCCAAAUAUAGUCAGUCUUCAGGAUGUGCUCAUGCAGGACUCCAGGCUGUAUCUCAUUUUUGAAUUCCUGUCCAUGGAUCUCAAGAAGUACUUGGAUUCUAUCCCUCCUGGUCAGUUCAUGGAUUCUUCACUCGUUAAGAGUUACCUGUACCAAAUCCUCCAGGGGAUUGUGUUUUGUCACUCCCGAAGAGUUCUCCACAGAGACUUGAAACCUCAAAAUCUUUUGAUUGAUGACAAAGGCACAAUCAAACUGGCAGAUUUUGGCCUUGCCAGAGCUUUUGGGAUACCGAUUAGAGUGUACACACACGAGGUAGUGACGCUGUGGUACCGAUCUCCAGAAGUGUUGCUGGGAUCAGCUCGUUACUCCACCCCUGUUGACAUCUGGAGUAUAGGUACCAUAUUUGCAGAACUGGCAACGAAGAAGCCACUUUUCCAUGGCGAUUCAGAGAUUGACCAGCUCUUCAGGAUUUUCAGAGCUCUGGGCACUCCUAACAACGAAGUGUGGCCGGAAGUAGAGUCUCUGCAGGACUAUAAGAACACGUUUCCCAAGUGGAAGCCAGGGAGCCUCGCAUCCCACGUCAAGAACCUGGAUGAAAACGGCUUGGAUUUGCUCUCGAAAAUGCUUGUCUAUGAUCCUGCCAAACGAAUCUCUGGCAAAAUGGCCCUGAAGCACCCGUACUUUGAUGACUUGGACAAUCAGAUUAAGAAGAUGUAGUUUUCUGUGGAAGUCCCUGCCUGCUGUGCAGGGCCACGUAGUGACAUUUACUGUUGGCUCUCUUCCUGUCUUGUAUAUUUUUCUUCUGUUUGUUUGUUUGUUUGUUUGUUUGUAAACCAUCACCUGGACUUUUCCUAAUUUCAUACAUAUAACUUAAUUAACAUGUAAAUAUUCCAUAUGAAUUUAAAUAUAAUAAUUCUGUAUAUGUGUAGAUCUCACUGUGGUGGCUGUUUGUUACUGUCCCAGAGGUAGGCCUUGCUGCGAGGAACUGUGAAGAGAAUCAUCCCAGACUCAGCAGCUGCUCCUGCACCUGGGCAGUGCACUCUAGGAGCUGCGCUCGCUUUCGCGUGCUUUGAAGGACCUUUGUCCUCUGGGUAUUGGAGUCUUCUUGUCAGUUUCUUGCCACAUGGAGACUAUAAUCUGCCUUCGUAGAGUUUUUCUACUUAUGUUUAAGCAUGGAUGAGAAGGCCCAACAUCUGAGAGAUCAUCAGGGCUUUUUAGUACCAUAAAACCAACAUGUACCUGCACCAAAGUGGGCCAGGAUUUGGCUAGAGACCAAGGGCUGUUGAGAGUGGAAGGACAGUUUUUUAUUUUGUUGUGAGAGCUUUGUCCAGUUGGACUCCUGUGCCGUGGUCGGAGGUGGGUUAGAGUGCUGCUGUAGCUUCCAAGUCUAACCGGAAAACUGCUGAAACUCUUGACAGCACUGUUUAUUAGCAGCGUCUAAAAACGGCCUUGUCCAAAUAUUUAGCUAAAAUUACUCACUCUGGAAGUUAUGUUGCUUAGUAUAACUCUUGAAGCAGCCUGAUCUCAGAAUGGGAGGGCUGAAGGGCUUUAGUUCAAUACUUGGAGGGUCUUAAAGACUGAGCUGACUUGUUUUGUUCCUUCACCAGCUCAGGUUAUAAGCGUUCCUGUCCUCUGUCCUUCGCUGGAGUCAGGGAAGUUCCUGUAGCGUUGUGCUCUGAGUGUAGCAGCUUCUGUCUCACAUGGAGGGAACAAGUUUACUAGAAUAGUUUUCAGUCCGUGCAGUUUCCAGAAACUUCCUCAAGUGUUUAGAGAACCCCAGUGCUGGAGGCCAGCCUCGGGGUUUCUAACUGUGAUUGGCGAAUGCCGUAGCCUCCAGAAACCCUCACCACGUGAUGUUUUUCCUGCUGCUCUUGUAAACUGGGGGUGUGUGUCACCAGAGAGCCUUAGGGUGACAGUUGGUCAGAGGCCCUGGUUCCCACAGUGUUGCCUUAAAACCUGAACCUCCUUAUAUUUUCUUUGGGGUAUGAGUUGGGGAUUUGGGUCCCCCUCACCUCCACUUCCCAGUUUUUUUUUUUUUUUAUUUUUAACUUAAUUGGAAUUGGGUUUCUGACAUUUAAUCUCAAAAGUGCUGAUGAACACAGUGAUUAGUGCGACAUGCUUUAAAUACUCCCAAUUUGAAGCACACUUGAAGUUAGAUUAUAUUAUACUUUAAUUUUUUUUUAAGAUUGCUUAUAGAGCAUUGCUCCUAUUUUAGCUUCAAGUACUGUUGUCCUUAAUCUGCCUUCCAAAGGACCUGUAGAGUUUGAAGUGUUCCUGCGUAGUACCUACUGUCAAGUGUAGAAAAGUAAUAAAUAAAAAACAAUCUGGAGGCGCAGUCCUCUUGAAAUGAUCUCAGCCGGGUUCUCUGUUAAUACAAGUAACUGGGUAACGAACACGGUUGUAGUGGUUGAUUACUAUCAGUACUUCGUGUUUGGAAGGAGCCUCGGUGGUGACUGAGUGGCGCGCUACUCCCAGAGAGUUUCUAAAAAUGCUGUGCCGUGAGACGGCAGGAAUGAUUGAUGUGUCGUGGUCUCUGGAACAGGUCUCAUGCCCAGCGGCACUGCCGCUGGUCUUAGUCCCUCAUGGUGUGCAGGCAUCUUCAUGAGCAAGACUGCCAAAUUCUUAUUCUGCCCAAAGAGUUGGCUGCUUCGAUCUGAGCAGUUAUAGACUGCUUUGGGCUCCGGAAACCUAUUAAGAGCAAGCACGAAUGAAAAAUAACUCUGAAUA